CCGAGCGAAGCUUUCCCGCCUGCCCGCCCUCCUGCCUGCCUUUUUCCUUCUUAGCGAUGAAAAACAGAAUCGAAGGAGCAACCAUUGGAGCCGCUGUCGGAGUAGGAGUGGCACUCGUUGGCAUCCCAGCAGGCAUCUGCGCGCUGGGGUUUACGGCAGCCGGCAUCACCGCUGGGUCUGUGGCUGCCAAGAUGAUGUCAGCAGCUGCCAUAGCCAACAACGGAGGAGUGGCUGCCGGCAGCGCUGUGGCCGUGCUGCAGUCGAUCGGAGCUGCAGGUUUCUCUCUUGGUGCCAAAAUUGGGCUGACGUCUAUGCUGGGGCCGCUCGGUGCGGCAGCUGGUGCCACACUGUUUAAGGGGAAGACAACUCCAGAUGACGAACCCAAGUGAAGCCGAGAAGGUGCCUGAGCCCGAGGGUUCUGCCAGGCAGCGUAGCAGGCGCUGGGAAGCCCUCGCAGACCCCCCAGUGACUCGGCCGCCCUCUUAAGAGCUGCGGAUCCACUUGAGCAAUGAAUAUAUUGAAACCAAUAAAAGUGGUUUGCAGGUG
Molecule: messenger RNA, 546 nt
Organism: Aptenodytes forsteri (emperor penguin)
Lineage: Eukaryota; Metazoa; Chordata; Aves; Sphenisciformes; Spheniscidae
Product: interferon alpha-inducible protein 27-like protein 2A
Exons: 3
Coding region: 57-389 (110 amino acids)
Biological process (GO): apoptotic signaling pathway
Cellular component (GO): mitochondrion; membrane
Source: RefSeq, a predicted model, not a curated record